Molecule: messenger RNA, 400 nt
Organism: Meloidogyne enterolobii
Lineage: Eukaryota; Metazoa; Nematoda; Chromadorea; Rhabditida; Meloidogynidae
Source: the annotation of a GenBank genome assembly
UUAUCCAAAAUUAUUUUUACUUCUACCAGUUGUAAGUCUACAAAAAAUGACCAACAAUAGAUUUUAUACAAAUUCUUUACGGAUUCCCUCAAGUAAAAAUAUUCAUCGCUACAGUUAUUCAAUUAUAUUUAUUUGCUUUUUACUAUUGUUUAUUGUAAAUGUUUCCAAUGAAAUGAGCUUUAAAAUUAAGAGGAAUAUAAAUAUGGAAAACAACAAUGGAGAAAUUAAAGCUGAACUAGUAAAUAAACGUUCUAUUCAAAGACGAUGGGUUCCUCUAAUUGAAGAGCUAAAAGAGGUUAAUGAACAAUAUCCAAUUUUGGGGCCUAUUGAUACAAGCAAACGAGAAGUUAGUGAAAGUGAAUUAAAUUCUCUUUUAAAAAAUGCCUGGCUUGGACGGUGA